GGAAAAGAAAAGAAAAAUCACGUUUGUUCGUUUAUCAUCUUCGAUUUUCUCUCAUUUUCUUGCCUACUUUCUCACUCCGAAAACCCUCAAUGGAGCGAUACAAAACCCUACAGAUCGUACAAAAAAACCCAAAUUCAGGAGUCUUCCAUUUAUACCUUAAUCGUCCAUCUCAUCGCAACGCCCUCUCCCGUGACUUCUUCACCGAAUUCCCCAACGCCCUCUCUUCUCUCGAUCAGAACCCCGAAGCCAGCGUCAUCGUCCUCUGUGGCGCCGGCGAUCACUUCUGCUCCGGCAUCGACCUCAAAACACUAAACAUAAUCACCGACUAUUCUUCAUCCGGCGACAGAGGCCGUGCUAAUGAGAAACUCCGACGAGAGAUCAAGUUCUUACAGGAUGCGAUAACUGCGAUCGAACGGUGUAGGAAACCAGUUAUAGCUAGCAUCCACGGAGCGUGUAUUGGUGGGGGUGUUGAUAUUGUGACUGCCUGUGAUAUUAGGUUUUGUUCACAAGAUUCAUUUUUUUCUGUUAAAGAGGUGGAUUUGGGGAUAACGGCAGAUCUCGGGACGCUCCAGAGACUGCCCAGUAUUGUCGGGUAUGGUAACGCUAUGGAAUUGGCUUUAACGGGUCGGAGAUUCUCGGGUCAACAGGCCAAGGAGUUGGGUCUGGUGUCUCGGGUUUUUGGGUCCAAAGAGGAUUUGGAUGAGAGUGUUAGACUUAUUGCCCAUGGGAUAGCUGCAAAGUCUCCUCUUGCUGUUACUGGGACAAAAGCUGUCCUCUUAAGAAGCAGGGACUUAAAUUUAGAACAAGGAUUGGAUUAUGUUGCAACUUGGAAUUCUGCAAUGCUUUUAUCUGAUGAUCUAACUGAAGCUGUCAAAGCACAAAUCCAGAAAAGAAACCCUGUCUUUUCCAAGCUUUAACUUUGCUUUGAUGGCUUAUGCUAGACUCUGCAUCUCUUUUGUACUUUCCCCCAUUAUCGAAGCCCCCAGCCCCCUUAGCAAAUAUAAUAAGUGGUUUUCAUAUUGACCACAAAUAAAGGAUACGUUUCUUUAUCAACCUUCUAAGAUAUCCUGUAUUUUUCGAUCAGGUAUUGUAACUGUAAUAGCCCUGAUAUAUAUACUUUACUUUUGUGUCAAUUAAUGCAGAUGGUAGUGGAUGUUUAUCAGAACA
Molecule: messenger RNA, 1167 nt
Organism: Hevea brasiliensis (rubber tree)
Lineage: Eukaryota; Viridiplantae; Streptophyta; Magnoliopsida; Malpighiales; Euphorbiaceae
Product: delta(3,5)-Delta(2,4)-dienoyl-CoA isomerase, peroxisomal
Exons: 2
Coding region: 90-917 (275 amino acids)
Cellular component (GO): peroxisome
Molecular function (GO): delta(3,5)-delta(2,4)-dienoyl-CoA isomerase activity
Source: RefSeq, a predicted model, not a curated record